AUGCUUCAGCCCCUGUUGCUUAUGGUGAACUACAACAUGAAACAGAAGAAAGGAGCUUCGUGGCAGAGGGACAGAGCCUGGGAAAAAUCUCAUCAUAGCAACUUGAAUACCUACCUCUUCAUGAUGCAAGCUCAAGGCAUUCUGAUCCGGGACAACAUGAGAACAAUAGGCGCUCAGGUGUACGAGCAGGUGGUUCGGAGUGCUUAUGCCAAGAGGAAUAGCAGCGUAAAUGACUCAGAUUAUCCUCUUGACUUGAAUCACAGCGAAACCUUCCUACAAACCACGACUUUUCUUCCUGAAGACUUCACGUACUUUGCAAACCAUACCUGCCCCGAAAGGCUCCCUUCCAUGAAGGGCCCGAUAGACAUAAACAUGAGUGAAAUAGGAAUGGAUGCCAUCCAUGAAAUGUUCUCUAAAGACCCAGCCAUCAAGCUUGGAGGUCACUGGAAGCCAUCGGAUUGCUUGCCUCGAUGGAAGGUGGCCAUCCUCAUCCCUUUCCGGAACCGCCACGAGCACCUCCCAGUCCUGCUCCGACACCUCAUUCCCAUGCUUCAGCGCCAGCGCCUGCGGUUUGCAUUUUAUGUGGUGGAGCAAGUUGGCACCCACCCCUUUAAUCGAGCCAUGCUAUUUAACGUCGGUUUUCAAGAGGCAAUGAAGGACUUGGACUGGGACUGUCUUAUUUUUCAUGACGUGGAUCAUAUACCAGAAAGUGAUCGUAACUAUUACGGAUGUGGACAGAUGCCAAGGCACUUUGCGACUAAACUGGAUAAAUAUAUGUAUCUGCUUCCUUACACUGAGUUCUUUGGCGGAGUGAGCGGCUUAACAGUGGAACAGUUUCGGAAAAUCAAUGGCUUUCCUAAUGCUUUCUGGGGUUGGGGUGGAGAAGAUGACGACCUGUGGAACAGAGUACAGAAUGCAGGCUAUUCUGUGAGCCGGCCGGAAGGGGACACUGGGAAGUACAAGUCCAUUCCUUAUCACCAUCGAGGAGAAGUCCAAUUUCUUGGAAGGUAUGCUCUGCUGAGGAAAUCCAAAGAGCGGCAAGGACUGGACGGCCUCAACAACUUGAACUACUUUGCAAACAUCACGUAUGACGCCUUGUAUAAAAACAUCACUGUCAACUUGACACCCGAGCUGGCUCAGGUGACCGAGUACUGAGGGGAGGAGGAAACACAUGUUUGCUUCACCCGCCGCCACCAAGAAAGCAGCCUGACGACACGUCUCAGGGCUCCGCAGAGGAAGAGAACAGAAAUCCAGUGACUAAUGAAGGAUCACAGGGUUCAAGGGAAAAAUGUGAACAGAGUACACGCACAAAACGCCUUCACCAUUUGGACCCGCUGGGGUUGAGGGACUCAGCCCAGGAACUGACUUUCUCUUUUCACAAGACAGGCGUCUGUCCUGCUGCUCUCCUGCCCGUCUCCUACCCCCGCGUCCCACCUCGGCCACAAUCUCCAGGACCAGAGCUGUGACCUGCCACGGUCCUGCCGCCGAGCCUCUUCCUGCGAAUGGCUGCUGGAGCCUCCUGGCCUUCAGAGCAAGGAGGCCAACCCACCACCGGGCAGCGGUGUUUUAGGAAGAGAAAAUGAAACUCCACACACCAUUCUUCUACAUCUCUGGUGUUCUCUUUGGUUUCAUUU
This is a messenger RNA of Vicugna pacos (alpaca), 1634 nucleotides long. NCBI's taxonomy places the organism in Eukaryota, Metazoa, Chordata, Mammalia, Artiodactyla, Camelidae. The record is from RefSeq and is a predicted model, not a curated record.